AUGGGCAACUCUAUUGGUAAAGUGUAUAGAGAUGUCAUAAAUUAUGAAGACUCAAGUCAAAGUAUAGAAUAUGGAAAAGAUAAUUUCACCGAGAAGAAGAAAAAGUAUCGAAUUGCAGUUAGUCAAGAUGGAAAAUUUGCUGUUACUUUUGAUACAGAUAAUGACUUUGAAUUUUCUAAACUUUACAAUCCUAAAAAAACUGAAGAUUCUUCAGGCAACGGCAAGACAACAAAACACGACAAAAGUAGCUCGGAAGAAGAUGAAAAGAAUGACAAUUAUAAAUGGUCUUUUGAUAUAUCAAAUAUGCAUAAGAAUGAUAACGAUGAUAGCGAAUAUUUUAUUUUUGUCACCAUAUCUCGUAUAAACAUUAACGAGGACAUGAAACAAGAAAAGAGAAAAAAGAUGAUAAUAAAAAGCAAUGAUGGAUAUCUUAAUAAAAUACGAUUUAAACCUUUAUUCAAUAAUAACGAUAAAUCUGUCGAAACUAUAAUUUCCAUGAAGCCAGAAUUUAAAAAAAAGGAAUCAAAAAAGGGAUCACUAUUUAUCACAUUAAAAUAAAAAGUCAAAAUGAAG
This is a messenger RNA of Rhizophagus irregularis DAOM 181602=DAOM 197198, 573 nucleotides long. The record is from RefSeq and is a predicted model, not a curated record. Lineage: Eukaryota; Fungi; Glomeromycota; Glomeromycetes; Glomerales; Glomeraceae.